AUGGCAGAUGACCAUGCUUCAAAAUCAAUUAGUUGUUAUGGUGCCGGAAUCAACAAUACCCCGAAUCUCGAUCGCCUUGCGACGGAAGGAAUGCGGUUCGACCACUGUUAUGUCACCAACUCGAUUUGUACACCGUCGAGGGCCGCUAUAUUUACUGGCACGCACAAUCACGUCAACGGAGUUAUGACUCUCGACAGUAAACUGAACAAGCAUAUCCCUAACGUUGCUAAACACUUACGAACGGGGGGCUAUCAAACGGCGAUGGUGGGUAAAUGGCAUCUAGGCGAAGGAGGAGCCCACGAGCCGACCGGGUUUGAUUACUGGUCUGUCCUACCAGGGCAAGGCGAAUACUUCGAUCCGGAAUUCAUCGAGCCGAGUGGGACUAAGAUCGAACUAGGCUAUGCUACAGAUAUCAUUACGGAUAAGAGUAUCGACUGGAUGCGGAAUAGAGACCCUAGGCGGCCGUUUUUCUUAAUGUGCCACCAUAAAGCGCCGCAUCGAUCUUGGGAGUGCGACCACAAGCACAAGAAUCUCUAUGAAGACCCCAUCCGACUGCCUGAUACUUUCACUGACGACUAUAAGAACCGCGCACAGGCAGCGAAAGUUGCCAAGAUGCGCGUGGAGGACGACCUAACAUACCACGACCUCGGCCUUGUGCAGCCUGACGGGGGAAACAGUGUGGGCACGAAGUUGAUAUCUAAAUCGUGGUUCCGCGAGCGGAAAGUACCAGCGCCAGAGGAUGUAUCUCAACUUAAGUUAAUUGAUAAGGACGACGGCACCAUCUUCACGUUUAGCACGAAGAAUGAACUAACGGAAUUUAAGUUCCAGCGUUACAUGCAACGGUAUCUACGCACCAUUCAGAGUAUAGACGACAAUGUGGGCCGGACUCUGAACUGGCUCGAUGAGCAGGGGCUGGCCAAGGACACGAUCAUUAUUUACACUUCGGACCAGGGCUUCUUCUUAGGUGAGCAUGGGUGGUUCGACAAGCGCUUCAUGUACGAAGAGAGUUUCCAGAUGCCCUUUUUGAUCCGCUACCCGCGGGAAAUUAAGCCAGGGUCUCUCUGUUCCGACAUCAUUAGUAACGUCGACUUCGCCCCAACAUGGCUCGACUUCGCCGGACUCAGAAAGCCCUCGUACAUGCAGGGCAUCAGUAUUCGGCCGCUGUUGCAUGGGAAAACGCCGGAAAACUGGCAGCAAGUAGCAUAUCACCGCUAUUGGAUGCAUCGUGACAUCAUCCACGAGGCGUACGCACAUUAUGGUGUUCGUGACCAACGUUACAAGUUGAUCUACUGGUACAACGAGGAUUUCGGCCUCGAGGGCACUCGACCGGGAGGACAACCGAGGGAUUGGGAGUUGUUCGACUGUGAGGAAGACCCACUCGAACUAUUUAAUUGUUAUCAUGAAUCUAAAUACGCACAUGUCGUCAGGAGGAUGACCAAGUUACUGGAGGACAAGAUGGCUGAGAUCGGCGACGAACCCGUCCAUGUGCCUCUCGCUCUAAAGAACUGUGUUUCAGUAAAACUGGGCUGUUAG
Messenger RNA from Exophiala aquamarina CBS 119918, 1533 nucleotides. RefSeq lists its product as uncharacterized. The record is from RefSeq and is a predicted model, not a curated record. The coding region runs from base 1 to 1533 and encodes 510 amino acids. The transcript has a single exon. Lineage: Eukaryota; Fungi; Ascomycota; Eurotiomycetes; Chaetothyriales; Herpotrichiellaceae.